AUGCUUUUGCUCGAUACCGGAGAGAUUGUAUCCGACCAUGAGGAGGAGACCGAACCGGUCUUUGACGAGGAAGAGACCGAGGAGCGAGCUGUGUCAGGAGAGCUGCUAGUAGCUCGGCGCAUUCUAAUAGCACAAGAACGGAUCAAGGAGGAAGAUCAGAGGGAAAACUUGUUCCACACCCGGUGCUUGGUCCAAGGAAAGGUGUGCAGCUUGAUAAUCGAUGGAGGGAGUUGCACCAACGUGGCCAGUACUAACAUGGUCGACAAGCUGGGUUUGGAAACCCGUAAGUACCCUCACCCCUACAACUUACGGUGGCUCAACAACCAGAGGAAACUCAAGGUCACUAAGCAGGUCACCGUACCAAUUGUCAUCGGACGAGGACGGUCGUGGCAGUUCGACAAGAAGGAGAUCUAUGACGGUUUUUCAAACAAACAUACCUUUGAGCACCAAGGCCGUAAGAUCGUUCUAGCACCCUUGUCACCACACGAGGUCUAUCUUGAUCAGGUCAAAUUGGAGCAAAACUCCAAAGGUAAAAACAUUUUGAGCGAUCCCCAAAACACUUUACACCAAAAAAGAGAGUCUGAGAAGAACCUAGAAAUGGCCUGUGAGGGAAAUCCCGUGAGUAAAGAAUCUUUUCUUGUGAGGCCUAACAAGAAUCUCUCAUGUUUUGCAGUAGUUCGCCGAAUCUUCCCGGAAGACGACCCAGGUGGUUUACCACCCAUCCGAGGAAUUGAGCACCAAAUUGACUUUGUACCCGGAGCCACCCUUCCUAACCGACCAACCUACCGAACUAAUCCAGUUGAAACCAAGGAGCUUCAAAGAGAGGUGGAUGAGCUUCUGGCCAAGGGAUAUAUUCGUGAGAGCAUGAGUCCAUGCGCCGUACCGGUCUUGCUCGUGCCUAAGAAGGACAAAACUUGGAGAAUGUGUAUUGAUUGUCGGGCCAUCAACAACAUCACGGUUAAGUAUCGCCAUCCUAUCCCUAGGCUAGAUGACAUGCUAUAUGAGCUGUAUGGUGCAUGCAUAUUUUCUAAAGUUGAUUUAAAAAGCGGCUAUCACCAGAUUAGGAUGAAAGAAGGUGAUGAAUGGAAAACGGCUUUUAAAACUAAGCAUGGCCUUUACGAGUGGCUUGUCAUGCCUUUUUGA
Messenger RNA from Eutrema salsugineum, 1143 nucleotides. RefSeq lists its product as uncharacterized. The coding region runs from base 1 to 1143 and encodes 380 amino acids. The transcript has 3 exons. The record is from RefSeq and is a predicted model, not a curated record. Lineage: Eukaryota; Viridiplantae; Streptophyta; Magnoliopsida; Brassicales; Brassicaceae.